Molecule: messenger RNA, 3574 nt
Organism: Nematolebias whitei (Rio pearlfish)
Lineage: Eukaryota; Metazoa; Chordata; Actinopteri; Cyprinodontiformes; Rivulidae
Gene: rgs3a
Product: regulator of G protein signaling 3a
Exons: 24
Coding region: 1-3495 (1164 amino acids)
Biological process (GO): signal transduction
Cellular component (GO): nucleus; plasma membrane
Molecular function (GO): protein binding
Source: RefSeq, a predicted model, not a curated record
AUGACCUGCCUGAGAGUUUACCUGCGGAAAUCCCCCGCCAACUCUCCUGAGGCGUCAUCCUUUCUCCUCAGCACACAUGGUCAGCUCAAGCUGUCAAUCUUCAAAAAGCAUGAAAUACUUGUUGUCAGCGUUUUGGAGGCAAGGGACAUGCUGGAUGAGUGCCAGAGGUCAUGUGACUCCUAUGUUAAGGUUGGCAUGUUUCCUGAUUCCGAUCCUGGAGGGCGACAGAAGACUCAGAUGGUUCCUCGCUGUCGAAACCCUGCUUUCUUACAGACAUUUUACUUUGCAGUCAGUGAAGGAGACCUUCAUAAGAGACUCCUCUUUACAGCGUGGAACUCUGACUCUACAACAAGGUAUCUUGUGCUGCUUGGCUGCAUGAGCUUUGGCGUACGCUCCCUUAUGGAGGCAGAAAAGGAGGUCCAAGGAUGGUUCUACCUACUUGGGGAGGAGCUGGGGAAAAAGAAGCAUCUACAAAUUCCCGCACGGCACAAUCACAACACUGAGGCUGUGCUGUCAAACCAUGGUGCUGCCCCCGAAACCAAUCACCCUGAGAAUAUGCAGUGCUUAACUGUCACAAUCCUUCGAGGAAAGGAUGGAUAUGGAUUUACCAUCUGCUCCGAUUCCCCUGUGAGGGUGCAGGCUGUUGAUCCAGGGGGUCCAGCAGAUCAGGCUGGUCUGCAGCAGCUGGACACGCUCCUGCAGUUAAAUGGUCAGCCAGUGGAGCAGUGGAAAUGUGUGGACCUGGCUCAUGCUAUACGAAACAGUGCCAGUGAGAUCACAGUCGUAGUGUGGCGCACCGGUCCCUCUGUCAAACCUAGUUUUGAAGGCCUGAUCCACCGGCCCUCAUACAAAUCCCCUACCUCAAACUAUGAUGCCCCCUCACCCCCCACCCGCAGGCGUGCACCAGAUGCUGGCACAAGUAAAUCCCCCCCAACUGUGCCGCCUCUCCCAGCUCACCACCGCGCCGCUGCGUCCCGCAGGCUGCUGGUGAACGGCUCAGAAGCUGGAAACAAUGUUGGCAUAAGCAGAGGGACCCUCGCGUGGGGGGGCCAUGUAGGGUCAACUGAGGAGCUGGAUGGGAAACCGCGUCUGCUGCACCAUCCUCCAACCGCCACACUGAAAGGAACCAGGGUGAAGGCAUCCAAUGGGGACAAUUACAUCAUCCUGGCACCCAUAAACCCCGGAAGCCAGAUCCUGAGGCCUGUUUAUCAGGACAACCAGGGUACAUUAGCUGCAGGUUACAGCAGGUUAUACCCGACUCGACAGACUUCUGGUCCGCAGCCUCAGAGUGGUGGUGGUGGUGGUGCUUCUUCUGGGGGUGUCGGUGGUGGGGGAGGUAGCAGUGGCGGCCUCUCCAGCCGAACUGGCUUCCUUCGUCGAUCUAACAACUCCAAGAUAUCAAAAGGAUCAUCCACCUCCACCAGUGUUGGUGCACCCAACUACCCGCAGCAGAACGCUAAUUUUGCCAACUAUCAGAACUGCACGAUCGUCCGGUCACACGCUCCACACGCCAAUUAUGGAUAUGUCAAAGUUGCACCGAAAAUCCUCAUCUUCCCCAUAUUUGUUCAGCCUCUUGACCUUUGCAGCCGAACACUCAUCAUAUCUGAGGAGAUGAUACUCCACGAGAGCCAGCACCACUCUCAAAAGGUUACAGUGUUCAUCUACAGCGACUUGAUGCUCAUGACGAGAGAAAACGAGCCAGGCAGGUGUAACGUCCUCCAGAGUCCGCUGUAUCUCCGACACCUGCGGCUCCAGGAUGAUUACUGCAGGGAAAUGAGCAUGAAGUUAGAUUCAGUUACAGAAAAGUGUGACUGUCUGCUCAGCCUGGAAGCCUAUUCUGCAGACCAGAAGCGCCGUGUGUGUCAGUGCCUGAAGGACAACAUUGACAAGCAGCUCCAGCUUCACAGGAGGGAGGCUACCGUUCCACAUUUCGACCAGAUGUUGGAGCCUAAGGUGGAUGCCUCUUCUUGUGAGCUGGGUGGAGUGGAAAGAGGCCGAGAGAGCAUAGGCCUCCACAUGCCCACGAACAGCACGGAGGGUGAGGACAGUAGUCUCUAUCCCUCCAGCCCGUCAGAACCUCCAACUCUAAGUCCUCACCCCUCAGAGCCACUCACCCCCUUGGAUGAAGUCUAUACCCCCCUUGGAGGGUUUCUGGGCUCCACGGAGCGGCAUAAGGUGCCCCCCACACCCCCUCCUUCCACAGAAGGAGAGGAUUCAAAGAGUAUAGAAGGGCAGGAGAUGGACAUCUGGAAGGAGAGCAAGGAUGAAGAAGACAAGAAAGAGGAUGAAGACGAGGGGAGCAGCAAAAGGAGCACAAGGAGUGAGGAGGGGGAUGAAGAUCGGAAUGAAGAAGAGGUCAACUUAAACCUGGUAGUGUCGAACACAGAUGAGGACAAUGUCUCCGAGCCCCCUGACACUAAUGCUCCCCCUUCCUCCUCCUCCUCCUCAUUCGUCAUUCCUGAGCUGCGUCUCGAUCGCUCCUUUAGCGCCGAUGCCCUCUCCUCGCCCAACACUGAUGAGGAGGAGUAUGAUGAGGAUGAAGAGGAGGAAUCUCAGGAGGAGGAGGAGGAUGACGACAGCGACGAUGCAUACUUGCAGCGAAGUGACAGCAAACGCCGUAGCAUGGUGGAGGGCGCCACAUGUGAGAAACAUGGAGGAGGGAGGCUCAGUGUGCAGAACUCUCUCCGCCGGCGUACGCACAGUGAAGGCAGCCUGCUGCAGGACCCCCGUAUGCCCUGCUUCACCUCUGACAAUGCCAUCAACUGCCUGGAGUCUGGUGGGGUGCACCAAAAGGGGGGCUGGACGCUUCCAUCACCCAAAACUCUGAAGAAAGAGCUGAUGAAGAAUGGAGGCUCCAUGCAUCAACUGUGCAUGCUCUUCUCUGGGAGGAAGCUGAGCGCCGGAUCACCCUGUAGCUGUGAGGUCGGCUCUGACGGAACAAAGAAGAAGAAAUCCAAGAACCUGGCCAAAGACAUGAAGAAUCGGCUGGCUUUCCUGCGGAGGCGGAAUGAGUCCCCAGGAAGUAACUCAGCCGGCAAGUUGGACAAAACCAUGAAGUCAGUCAAGCCCACCCCAGAGGAAGCAAUGAAAUGGGGGGACUCUCUUGACAAGCUGCUGACACACAAAUAUGGUCUGGCAGCCUUCAGAGCUUUCCUGCGCACAGAGUUCAGCGAAGAGAACCUGGAAUUUUGGCUAGCAUGCGAGGAAUACAAGAAGGUCAAGUCGCAGUCUAAGAUGGCCUCAAAAGCCAAGAAAAUCUUUUCAGAAUACAUUGCUAUACAGUCUUGUAAAGAGGUGAAUCUGGAUUCAUACACUAGAGACCACACUAAGGACAACCUGCAGAAUGUGACACGCUCCUGCUUUGACUUAGCGCAGAGGCGGAUAUAUGGGCUGAUGGAAAAGGACUCUUACCCCCGCUUCCUUCGCUCUGAACUCUACUUGGACUUAAUCAACCAAAAAAAGUCCAGCGCCACGUCCACUUCAUCUUCAUCUUAAGACACGAGGAAGAACAUGAGGAGCAAAGAACAAUGAUGACAGAAACUAAAGGGCAGACUUGGAAAAACAGAAAAAAAAA